AGAGGGAGAGAGCGAUGUUGGGUGUGUAUUGGGGUGGUAGAUCCUGUAGUGAUUACAGCUGAGCAGAGACAGAGCGAGGGAGGGCACCUUGUGUUCAUCAGAGUUUUAUCGUUGUCUAAGUUUAGAUCUUGGCUCACAGACGGCUUCUCAAGUAACAAGGCUGCAGGCUCACUUCAGCCACUCCACACUGAGACAGAAACAGAGCUCCACACAGAACUUUAAAGGGAGACGAGCAAAGCCACAGAAGAGUGGCAAGUCAGAAGAAAAUAAGAAGAGAGGCAGAGGAGGGGCCCUCAGCAAACACUGUCAUAUAACGAGACAUUUCAAGCAGGAGACACAGACGUAGAGAGAGGAAGAGCACAAACUGGACUAUUCUGCUUGCAAACAACUCUUCACCACAUCGGUUUAUCUCUGCUCUCAAACUGCCGGGACUGGACGAUGACAGAGGAAGCAGAAGUGGAAGUCAACCUGUCUCCAACAUCCGGGUCUGAGCAACAGGCACCACAUUUUCUACGAGAUGUUAUCUUCCAUGGCAAGUUUAAGCUGCUGAAGGCUCUAACCCCAGAGGAAAACAUCCACUGCCAGCACGGCCUGUACUUCCAGGAUGGUCAGCGGCGUGUUGACUAUGUCCUCACCUACCCUGUGAAGAAGCCUGGUGGGGGCCGCUCCAGUCGACAGUCAACACACCUGCUGACUGAGAACGCUGUCGCCCGCAGCCUACGCCGUGGCGUCCACAGCCGUGGCAUCCACAGCCGUGGCGAACAUCCUCGACACCACCAAGCACAAAGGCCGAAAGAUUCAUCGUCCCUGCCAUCAUCACCAGUGGCUGAUGUGGAGCUGGGCUGUCUGGGAGAGACCUUCAAUGGCCAGGAGGAUCAUAAGGCGUUCAGGAGGGAGGAGUUUGAGGGGAAACUGAGAGACACGGGGCUGGAGCUAGAGAAGGAUGAAGAUACCAAGAUCCCAGGGGUGGGCUUUGUGAAGAUCCAUGCUCCUUGGACCAUUCUCUGUCGAGAGGCGGAAUUCAUGAAGCUAAAGAUGCCCACCAAGAGGGUGUAUGAAGUCAAGCAGUCGACUGGUGUUAUGGAGAAGAUCAGCUCACUGGUCAGUAAGGUUCUGGAGCCUCUCCACCCUCAUGUUGAGGAGCAUCAACCCAAGAACAUCAAACAUCUGUCACACACUUUCUCCAGGGAAAAACAACACCUGUUUGACCUCUCAGACAAAGAUUACUUCUUCGACAGCAAAACCAGGAGUUCAAUAGUUUUUGAAAUACUAAAAAGAACAAAAUGCAAGGCCAAGUACAGCAUGGGUAUCACCAGCCUCCUUGGUAGCGGUGUCUAUACAGCAGCUUAUCCUCUUCAUGAUGGAGAUAUUAAUGAGGAGAGUGCAGAAUCCAAUGACAGAAAGCUUUUGUAUGAGGAGUGGGCAAACUAUAGUGUCUUCUACAAGUACCAGCCCAUUGGACUUGUGCGGAAAUAUUUUGGCGAGAAGAUUGGUCUUUACUUCGCCUGGUUGGGCCUGUAUACACAGAUGUUGAUUCCUGCCUCUCUAGUGGGGGUCAUUGUCUUUCUGUAUGGAUGUGCAACAGUCGAUGACAACAUACCAAGCAUGGAGAUCUGCCACCCAAGGAACAACAUCACCAUGUGUCCUCUGUGUGACAGAGUGUGCAGCUACUGGAAGCUUAGUACAGCCUGUGGAACAGCUCGGGCCAGUCACCUGUUUGACAACCCUGCCACAGUUUUCUUCUCUAUAUUCAUGGCUCUGUGGGCUGCCAUGUUCAUGGAGCAUUGGAAGAGGAGGCAGAUGAGACUGAACUACGAAUGGGACCUGACUGGGUUUGAAGAUGAGGAGGACCAUCCCAGGGCUGAAUAUGAAUUCAGGGUAAUGCAGAAGUCUUUGAGUAAAGAUCAGAAAUCACAGCACAAGGUGGAAAAGCUCAACUAUCAAGACCGCCUCCCUGCCUACAUGACUAACAUUGUCAUGAUGCUGUUAAUGAUUGGUGUUACAUUUGCCAUUGUGUUUGGUGUGAUCCUCUACCGGAUCUCCACCAAAGCCGCUCUUCAUAUGAGCUCCAAUCCUACCACACGGAACCAUGUACAGCUGACUGUUAAAACCACUGCAGCCAUCAUCAACCUGGUGGUCAUCCUCAUACUGGACGAGGUGUAUGGAGCUGUGGCACGAUGGCUCACUGUGUUAGAGGUUCCUAAAACAGACAAGAGUUUUGAGGAACGACUGAUCUUCAAGACCUUCAUUCUCAAGUUUUUCAAUGCAUUCACCCCUAUCAUCUACAUUGCUUUCUUCAGGGGAAGACUGGUAGGCAGACCAGGCAGCUAUCUGUAUGUGUUUGAAUCCUACAGAAUGGAAGAGUGUGCUCAUGGAGGCUGUCUGAUGGAGCUGUGUAUACAGCUGAGUAUCACCAUGUUGGGAAAACAGCUAAUUCAAAACAACCUUUUUGAGAUUGGAAUACCCAAGUUGAAGAAGCUGAUUCGUUACAUUCGGUCAAAGCAAGGUGCUUUUCAAGAGGAAGAGAGACAGAAGAAGCUGCAAAGAUACGAGGCUGACCACUUUCUGGAACCAUUUGCUGGGUUAACACCUGAAUAUAUGGAAAUGAUCAUCCAGUUUGGUUUUGUUACAUUGUUCGUGGCAUCAUUCCCCCUGGCUCCACUCUUUGCUCUGCUCAACAACAUCAUUGAAAUACGGCUUGAUGCCAAGAAAUUUGUGACAGAGUUGCGAAGACCAGUGGCAGCAAGAGCCAAAGACAUUGGUAUAUGGUACAACAUACUGAGAGGGGUAGCAAAAGUGGCUGUCAUCAUUAAUGCAUUUGUCAUCUCCUUCACUUCAGACUUCAUACCUCGGAUGGUCUACCAGUACAUGUACAGCCCAGAUGGCUCCAUGCAUGGAUUUGUCAACCAUACGCUGUCCUAUUUUAACGUCAGCCACUUCCAGGAAGGCAAAGAAACCAUGGAUCCAUUGCAGCUCGGCUACCCCGUUGAGAUUUGCAGGUAUAAGGACUACAGAGAACCUCCUUGGUCGACCACUCCAUAUGAGAUCUCCAAGGAGUUCUGGGCGGUGCUAGCUGUCCGUCUGGCCUUUGUCAUUGUUUUCCAGAAUGUUGUGAUGCUGAUGAGCGACGUUGUGGACUGGCUAAUUCCAGACAUCCCCAAAGACAUUAGCCUUCAGAUCCACAAGGAGAAGAUUCUAUUGGUAGACCUCUUCAUGAAAGAAGAGCAAGGCAAGGUCCAUAUCCUCGAGAGCAGGACCUCUGCAGUAGGCAAGGAGAACUGCAGCAGUGGCAACAACAACAACAGCACAAUGGCUCACCAACGCUCUGGACUGCACACCAACAGCACCAACAGCUUCUAAUGCUUCUAACAAUGAUUUCUUAGUUUAGUAUUAGUUAGCAAGUCAAAGCCUGCUAGCAGCCUGCUUGCUCGGGCCAAUCUAAAAUCUUAUGUUUUUGUUCUUGUUCAGAACAUUCCAACAAUAUGGAGAGCAGCUGCUGAUGAGGUGUGAGGAAAGUAAAGGUGGGGCCAAAUAUGUCACAGUGUGUGUUGAACGUUGUGAAACUGUAUCUCAAUCUGUACAUGUGUACACAUCAGUGAAUGCAGUUAACAAUCUCUGAAUGUGUCCUCAGAUUUGAGAAUGUGAACAUAAAUCUUUAAACACACAGUAUGUCAUUUUCUACUGCUGUGGGUCUCCCAAUCAAAACCUUAACAAAGGAGAGUUUGGUGACAUCAUGAAGUAGUAUGGGAUCACAGAAGUCACUGUUGUCACCGCCAUUGCUGUCAUUGCCGUUAGGAUUCCUUCAGUGUCAGUCAUUUUCGAAACGAAUGGAGCAGGUGAUUAAAUCCAGUAAAAACAUUGAAUAAAGAAGCAUUUCUCUGAUGCUGUUUAGCAAUCACAGGAUGUCUUGAAGGGGUGAACUGCAAACACAGCUAUAGCUAAUGUUAAGGAAAGUGUCCUUGAGUUAUUAUUAUUAUCUGUAUUAGCUUGUUUCCCUGGUAACUUAGUAUCUGGUUUAUUGUAAAAAAAAAUGUGGCUUUAAACUGAAUUAAAAGUCAAUUCUCCUCUGUCAGACAACCACAACACUGGCACAUGCACAAAGAUGAUAUGAUGCCAUCAACAGGCAGCCAAAUUAAACAGACCAUUACUUUGAUUAAAGUUAUGUAUUUCUUGAGGUUUGAAAAUCGCUGGAAACAUUUGGGAUAAAGUACACAACACAACCAAACACAUUUGUUGCAAAUACACACAACCAAACACAGAAAUUAUGAACCAUGCUGGGAUGUGCUUGUUGUUCAGUGUCUUUCUGUACUGUCAUGAUUCAACAGUCAUACAAGUUGGUAGACUUUGUUUAUUAGCUGUAAAAAUAAUACACACUACAUAGAAUGCUUUACUUCCACUCAGGAUCCCUGUGGCCUGACAGGUGGGCAGUGCGUCAUCCUCAUAGACCCCAAUAGCUUGGACCCGGGUACACUAAAGCAACACAACACUCAAACUUCCUGGCAGACAGAUUACCACACAUAUACAGAUCUCAGGCAUGGCAGGAAUGCAGCGUAAGUCACAUGUUAAAAGAUUUUAAGUCAUUUAUAGGCGUAUCCGUAUUGGAGGUAGAAUGAAAGAAAUUUCCAGCUCUUGAAGCCAAAUACUAAGACCUUUCAUACCUAAACGGCAAUUAACGUUGGGAUUUAGAGUACACACAUGUACAAUAUUUGUACUCAUAUUCACAAACCUGAGUGGUCAUUACAGAUUUGUGGACGCACUCAGAAAUUUGCAGUAUAAAUGUACAGAUAGAGGGGCGGUUUCACAACACCUCACCCACAUUAGCAAAUCAUUUUGCUUCAUAUUUGGCUCCUCACAAAUGUCCACUAAACACAGUGUCACAACAGGGGCACAGAAACAUGAGGAGAACAGGCACGGUGUACUACAGUGCCUACAGUUGGAGGAGGAGUGGGUCAUCCACUGCUCAGAGGGUCAGUGGUUCAGUCCCUGGUUCCUCCAGUCCUUGGCCAAGAUACUGAACCCUGACGGCAUACCAUCCAUGUGAAUGUGUUAGAGCGCUAUAUAUACGAAGAACAAGCGCUUGUGUGAAUGUGUGUAUGAAUGAAUGAAUGUGACCUGUGGUGUAAAGCGCUUUGAGUGGUCGACAUGACUAGAAGAGCACUACAUAAAUGCAGUUCAUUUACCAUUUACAACACACUUGCAUUUUUUCAUGUAAUAGAUAAUUAAAAAAUGUCUUAUAUACACUUCAUUUGUUAGUUUUCUAAUACAAUGCAUUAACAAGCUUUAAGCUGUAGUUUUGUAUUAGUUGUCUGUUCUUUAUUAUUAUAUGUUUCGCCUGCCACUAUAACUAGACACUAACACUGAAAAAGAAGACUCACUUUACUGUGCAGAAAUCUCUCAAGACUAUUUUGAAUUUAAUUGCUGUGAUGUUGCUUGCAAUACAUCAUCUUGUACUGUGACCGAAGCAAUGAUGCUGUCUCUCCUGCUUAAUAAAAUGUGGAGAUAAAUUUCCAUGUUUACUCUGAAUAAAUAUUUCUAUAUCAUCUUCA
This is a messenger RNA of Lates calcarifer (barramundi perch), 5546 nucleotides long. Its product is annotated as anoctamin-1. The record is from RefSeq and is a predicted model, not a curated record. Lineage: Eukaryota; Metazoa; Chordata; Actinopteri; Centropomidae. Gene Ontology annotation, cellular component: plasma membrane. Gene Ontology annotation, molecular function: protein dimerization activity; chloride channel activity. Gene Ontology annotation, biological process: chloride transmembrane transport. The transcript has 24 exons. The coding region runs from base 439 to 3360 and encodes 973 amino acids.